Penicillium odoratum is the source of this 1320-nucleotide messenger RNA. RefSeq names its product glycosyltransferase family 2 protein. The record is from RefSeq and is a predicted model, not a curated record. The transcript has 4 exons. NCBI's taxonomy places the organism in Eukaryota, Fungi, Ascomycota, Eurotiomycetes, Eurotiales, Aspergillaceae. Bases 1 to 1320 code for a protein of 439 amino acids.
AUGGCCUUUCCUUUCCUGCGGGCCUUUGUUGCGCUCUUUGUGUAUCGCUACCUUCGCCUCGUGGUGAAUCUGAUCUCCUUCUGGACAUUUAAACCGAUCCCGCCCCCCGAGUUCCCAAAAUUGACCUCUCAAGAUGUCACGGUUAUUAUUCCCUCGUUAGAUGGCUGCGGCGCAGAGCUGGUAGAAACCAUCCGCUCGAUCUUGGAAAAUCAGCCCUUUGAGAUCCUCUUGGUAACAAUCGAGGCCAAUCGGAAGAAGGCUGAAUCCAUGCUGAAAGUGAUGCCGGCCUCCAAAUCCCGAAUCCGUCUCUUUACUGUCACUCACCCUAACAAGCGGCGCCAGAUGACCAGAGCCAUCCCGGAGGUCCGCACGUCCAUCACUCUUCUAGCCGACGACGACGUGAGCUGGCCGUCAACCGUACUCCCAUGGAUCCUGGCGCCAUUUGAAAAAGAUGAGCGCUACGGCGGCGUGGUGACCUGCCAGCGGCUGCGUCGAGCUAUCGCGCCAACCCUCUCACAGCGCGUCUGGGGGUUCCUGGGCGCGUUGUAUCUGGAGCGACGCAACUUCGACUGCGGGGCUACGACCAAUAUAGACGGAGGAUUGCCAUGCAUGUCGGGCCGGACGGUGGCUUAUCGAACCAAGAUCCUUCAGGACGAGGGUUUUACAUAUGCUUUCACUAAUGAGGAGUGGUGGUAUGGAAAGUAUCAGCUCAAUGCCGACGAUGAUAACUUUAUCACACGUUGGAUGGUUUCCCAUGGAUGGGAGACUUAUAUGCAGUAUCACCCUGAAGCGGAGGUGCUCACUACAUUGGAGGAUAACCCCCGAUUCCUGAAGCAAUGCGCGCGUUGGUCUCGAAGCAAUUGGCGGAGCAAUCUGUCCAGUAUGUUCCACGAGAAGCACAUUUGGUAUCGUCAGCCUUGGAGCUCAUAUGCCGUACACCUGACAACUUUGUCGCCUCCCGCUCUGUUGGGUGACUUGUUACUUGUUUGGUUGUGUCACCGAGGGACCGCUCCAUGGGGUGAAGUCCUUCAUAGUCGUGCCAUGAACGCGCUCAUUCUGUGGGUGUUUACGAGCAAAUGGAUCAAGCUCUUGGGUCAUUAUAUCCGGUAUCCGGUUGAUGUGUUCCUAUUGCCUGUGUCCGUGCUAUUUGGUUAUUUCCACGGCGCGAUCAAGAUGUACGCUGUGAUGACACUGAAUGUGACCACAUGGGGUAGCCGUGAUGGCGCUGACGAUUAUGAUGCGGAGCGCAUGAAGAGACGUACUGCUGCCGAUCGCAAAAAGCAGCCUUACCCUUACUACCCCAGCUAUCUCACCAAAUAG